Molecule: messenger RNA, 4094 nt
Organism: Lagopus muta (rock ptarmigan)
Lineage: Eukaryota; Metazoa; Chordata; Aves; Galliformes; Phasianidae
Gene: CUZD1
Product: CUB and zona pellucida like domains 1
Exons: 9
Coding region: 1308-3137 (609 amino acids)
Cellular component (GO): cell surface
Source: RefSeq, a predicted model, not a curated record
ACAUUCUUUAUUGUGGAAUUUAAUUAUCUCUUGAACUAUUUAUUAGGCAACUGAAGAAAAAAAUGUCAAAUGUACGUCCCAGUGCAUCUUAUUUUAGCAUACUGCUGCGAAAUAUUGGCACACUCAGAUGUUAGUAACUGCUAAAGACUGUAAUAACAACAGCAACAACAAAAAAUGGCAAUAUAUGAGUAGUUAUGUCAAAUUUUUAACUGAAGAACUCAAUUUUGAAGAGAUUUUGCUCCAGAAUGGAAACAUGCUUGUAUAAAUUGAUAUUGUAUUGAACUAAUGGCUGAAGUGACUUGGAAAGCAUUGCUUUUUGAAACAGUUUUGGGCACUGUGGUGGCUGUGGGAUGAAGUAUUGGUACCAAGUCAGGCAGAGCAGACCUUGUAAUGCUCUUACAGCUCAGAGGUUUCCUAUGUGACACAAAGGUUUGUCCCUAAACCUUUCUUUCCCCUCUGGAGUUCAGCAGUAAUUCCAACCUCUUCAUCUGGGACUGUAGACGCUGUAUAGGAAAUGCUUCCUGCUGCUUUAAGCUGUCCUGACCAGAAGAGGAAUUGCUCUUAGUGUUCGAUAGUUACCAAAGACAUUUUUUCUCAGAGGUUUAAGCUGUUUUGAUGUUUAAUUUUAAAAUUCACAUCAAUCCACAGCAAAAAUCCACAUGCAAAAGCUGGGUUUUUCGCUUCGAAAUCACAGCUUAGUGGGUUGUGUUUUUUUUGGGCCACUGAAUUUUUAUAGAGGAAGAGACCACCUCACCACCUCACCACCUCACCUAUGGCUCCUCUUUUCUGUCCUACGUUGCUUUAAGCUGUUUAUUCAUUUCUUUCUUGUCCAGAAGUUUCUCUAAACCUUUGCUCACCUUCACUGCCACUUUUUGAAGCUUCCCCUCUUUAGCUGCCUCCUUUUAGAGAUGGAGAACCAGACCUGUGAGCAGCACCAAUCAUACACACGGUCCUUCAGAAGCUCACAUCUGAAGAGCUCUUUUGAUUCCCUGGGUGUGGGUCCCCAGGUGCUUUCAUGUAAAGGCUGAAACCCAGAACUAGAUCCAAAGAUCCUCAGGAGAAGAGCAUAGGGGGAAGACAGGGCUUGAGGUGCUUGUAACCACCAACCUUGCCAAUGAGAGCUGCCAAGGUGUCCUAUGUCAUCUGGAAUUUCCAGUUUUGCCUUUGGCUUCACCUGCAUGUGUUUCCCUAGCUCCAUUUUCUCUGCUAUUCGUGAAAGUGAGGAGAAAAAAAAUAUUUUCUAAUACUCUUUUCCUGUUUGAUUCUUCAAGUUUCAUUGGCUACUACAGUAGAAAUGAAAAAUCAAAAUGGUACAAUGCUUUGCUUGCCUGCUCUACAGUGGACUGUCCCAGAGUUUGCACAGUGCAGGGCAAGACCUUGUUGCAAGGCUGAGCUGGUUGCUGUCCUGCUGUUCCCCAACAGAUCCUCGAUGCGGUGCUUCGCUCUCAGACUCCAACAAAGCAUUAAAGAUUGACCUCAAUUCAAAUGCAAACUGUGUCUGGCACAUUCAGAGGAGUGAUAAUCAAACAAUUAGGCUCAUCUUCUCGUAUUUUAAAUUCAAUCCUUCCUCAAGCUGUGAAACAGAAAAUAUUGAAGUCUAUGAUGGUGCCUCGCCUAAUUCACCUCUUCUUGGACAAGUAUGUAACAACACUGACGCCGUCCCAGUGUUCCAGUCAUCUUCAAACAGUCUGACUUUUCUCAUUACAACAAACUCUGUGGAUUUCACACGAAACUUCUUUGUCUUCUAUUACUUCUUCUCACCAGAAACAGCAGUUGAAAACUGUGGGGGAAACUUGACUGGUCCCAGUGGGACAUUUACCAGCCCCAACUACCCAGCAGCUUAUCCUGAGUUUACCUAUUGUGUCUGGCACAUACAGACUACAGAAAACUCGAAGAUAAGCUUAGAAUUUCAGGAUUUGUUCCUGGAACUAGAUCAGAACUGCCAGUUUGAUUUUCUGGCAGUCUAUGACGGCCUCACCACUAACACUGGCCUAAUUGGAAAAGUAUGCGGUGUUUCUCGGCCCACGUUUGAAUCUUCUUCAAAUGUCAUGACAGUCGUGCUGUCUACAGACUAUGCCAACUCCUACAGAGGGUUUUCUGCUCAAUAUACCAGCAUUCUGCCAAGUCUCCCAGAGCCCGACACAUCCCUUACAUGCUCUUCAGACAGAAUGACAAUUGUUCUGAGCAAGGCUUACCUGGACUCCAUUGGCUAUAAUGAAACUCACCUACAGCUCAAUGACCCAUCCUGCAGGCCAGUUACAACAGACCAAGUGAUCUUUUCCUUUCCUUUAAACAGCUGUGAAACAACUAAGGAGGAGGAAGAUCAGAGCAUCACUUACACCAACAUCAUAACUCUCUCUGAAAGUGGCAACAUCAUCACCCGCAAAAAGACCGUCCAGAUCGUUGCAAAAUGCAUAAUGGAAAAGAAUUCAACCCUAGAAGUCAUUUAUGUAACAGAAAACAAUGUAAUCCAGAACACAACCUCUGUGGGAAUAUACAACAUUAGCAUGUCAUUCUAUGAUUCUGAUUCAUUCUCCAGCCCUGUACUUGAGUCCCCCUAUUAUGUAGACUUGAACCAAACUCUUUUUGUUCAAGUCAGCCUUCAUUCCACUGACCCAGACCUUUUGGUGUUCAUUGAUACCUGCACAGCAUCUCCACAGUCUGAUUUUGGAUCAAUAACAUAUGACUUGAUUAGAAGUGGCUGUAACAAAGAUGACACUGUGGUAACAUAUCCAACCCUGGAGCACUAUGGAAGAUUCAGCUUUAAUGCCUUCAGGUUCCUGAGGAGAGCUCCAUCAGUUUAUCUCCAGUGUGAUGUUUUAAUUUGUGACAGCAACAGCAUGAACUCUCGCUGUACCAAAGGCUGUGUCUCCAGGCACAAGAGGGACACUUCCUCAUUCACUUGGAAAACCAAGGCUGUAGUAGGUCCUAUCCGCCUGAAACGAGACCGCAGGGCUGCUGAGCAUCUAGAAUCCCUCACUAGGACAGAUGCUGAAGAAACCCCAAACCUACAAGACAGCUUCUACGCUCUUUCAUUUGUGGUUUUGAUUUCAAACAUUAUCACUGUGGUAGCUGUGGCACUAAAAUGUCACAAUAAAUGCCUAUCGAGAUACAGCUACCAAAAAAUCCAAAGUUGAUAUUAACUGCUCUACAACGUUGUGAAUUGGUAACAAAUUUCUAUUCAGGUUUAUCACUCAAAGAGGGGAGAAUGGGAAAAAUGAAGCAAAUUAACAGUCCUGCAAUGCAACAAUGCUUGGAAACACGCUUCAAUCUUUUUGAUGUAAUGUUACACAUCUAAAGUAGGAGAUGAUUUAGGUCCUUAUUAAAAAAGGAAAAAAAACCCACCCUGUUUUCAAGUCAUUUUGAAACUGUACUUAGCAUGAGUUAAACAGAGGGACAACCAUGAGAUAGCUGUUCUGCACAAAUUAUCCCACCUCUGCAAUUGGCUUUUGUAGGUUGCUGAUAGUUUUCAAGAGACAUCAGUUUUCUUAUACGUGUCUACUAUGUGCCCCUUGUCAACAUUUGCUGCCCCCAGUUUUUGCUCAAAGCAUCUAAGACACUGAAUAUAACAAUAUCUGUCCAAGGUAGGAGGUCCGUAUACAAUCAAAGUUAAAUGGUGCACCCCAGAUUUUGAAGAGCAAUAAGCAGAGUGAAGUACAAAGAUUGACCUUUCAAUAAGGAUGGACUUUGUGACAUUUCUACCUCUUUGAAUGACAACAGAUCAGAUCCCAACAAGUUACAGUAAAUACAAAGCAAUAAGGCUACUUUUAGUGGAAAUGCUAAGUCAUGGCCUGAAGCAGUGAUGGAGCACCUGGUGGAAGGCAGGGCCAACCCAGGGCAGCUCAGGUGCAUGCAAUGCAGCUCAGUGACCAGAAGGGCUGGAGCCAGGGUCCACCCCUUCCCAGACCUCAUUUAAGGGCUGGCUGUAGAGGUGAGGGCAUCUUCUGCCAGAGAUCCCUGCCUAAAUGAGGCCUUCUAAAGGAUUUCUGACAGAUGAAGAUUCACUGACUGACUGAUGCAGUGAUGUCUGAAUGGCUGCACCGUGAAAUCCAUCCACUGGAUGCUCGUUUCCAAAGUCUGAGCUCUUCCCAAAC